Molecule: messenger RNA, 921 nt
Organism: Trametes versicolor FP-101664 SS1
Lineage: Eukaryota; Fungi; Basidiomycota; Agaricomycetes; Polyporales; Polyporaceae
Product: DNase I-like protein
Exons: 1
Molecular function (GO): catalytic activity
Source: RefSeq, a predicted model, not a curated record
GUUAGAGACCAGAAGCUCGCGAUACUUGCACUGCAAGAAACGCAUCUGGAUAAUGAGAGAGCCGCGACCUUGAACUCCAUCUUUGAAAGGAACAUGCUUGUCCUGCACUCGCCGGACCCAGACAACGCUACGGGUGGGAGAGGCAUUGCCUUUGCUAUCAACAAACACUUCUUCAAAGAGACUGCCCCGUCUGUGCGUUGUAUUGUACCUGGCCGUGCGGCGCUGCUGAUAAUCAAGUGGUCAGAGGACCGAGAACUGAGACUGCUUAACAUCUACGCACCGAAUGACCCCGCGGCAAACGCGGCCUUUUGGCGAACCCUCCGAGACGCGAACCUUGGGCGCGUCGACCUCAUGCUGGGAGACUGCAAUGUUGUUGAGGACCGCGCUGACCGGCUGCCGCAGCGUGAAGACCCGGACCUGCCGCGUGAAGCCCUGCGUGAGCUCUGCGAAAAACACCACCUCCUGGACGGGUGGAGAACGGCCAGACCCAUGGAGAAGGGGUACACUUUCCUCCAAGAGCACACGGGUGUGCAAUCAAGACUGGACCGCAUAUACGUGCGGCACCAGAUGGCGCGGGAUUGCUCGGACUGGGACAUGAGAGAACCUGGCAUUCCGACAGACCACCGGCUAGUAACGGUUGCGAUUGAGAACUACAAGGCACCCUUUAUUGGGAAAGGCCGCUGGGUCAUGCCGCCGCACCUCCUGAAUGACGACGUAAUGAAGAAGACGAUGAAGGAACUUGCGGCAGCCCUCAUAAGCAGGCUGGACUCGAUCCGCGCAAGGACGCCGACGGAGAAUGCGCAGGUGGCGUAUCUGAGCUUCAAGAAAGAUCUAAUUCAGGCUGCGCGGGCGAGGGCCAAAGCUAAAGUGCCUAAGAUACAGCGCCGCAUCGACGCAAUCAAGGAAGACCUCGGCAAGCUC